This is a messenger RNA of Astrephomene gubernaculifera, 11381 nucleotides long. The record is from the annotation of a GenBank genome assembly. NCBI's taxonomy places the organism in Eukaryota, Viridiplantae, Chlorophyta, Chlorophyceae, Chlamydomonadales, Astrephomenaceae.
GUAUAUUGCUUGGGCUGUUUGUUUAUGGAACAGGACUGGCCUAUGGCCCUCAUUUCUUAUCUGCAACUUGCACAUGUAAAUUUCCCUAACUCAGAACGACCCAUAACGCUAAAGGCAGCAUUUUACCAUCUGUUGAGCAAUACUUCGAUUAACAUAACUGAUGGGACAGCGGCUGGCGCGUUUGCCUCCUGUGGACUAGGAGAGAGGGCGCAGGAGAGGCGGCAAGCACAGGGACAUGGCCGACACUCCGUCCCCGCCGGGCACUUCCGGCGGGGACAUGCCACAAGAAAAGCGACUGGGCCAGAAUCUGGCGCUGUCGCAGCUAGCGGACUUACCGGAAAUUCCGAAUGACAACAUGGAGGAGUACCGUCUGCAGCAGCAUGAGUAUACAAUGCACCUGGAUAGCUCAAUGCUAACGUAUACUCCAGCAGCUGGAAAGCUGAAGGUCGCGGACCCUCAGCAGGCUAACCGCUUUGAGGAUGGCAAGUCCAACAAGCGAAAGAUAUACGUGAACAAGGAGGUGCUGAGCCGCCUGGUGUGCGUUGCCGAGGAGCUUAAUAAGGCCCAGGCGCAGAUUGAGGUCCGCAAGAUGAUCAAACGCGAGCACAAGAGGCAAGUGCAGCAGUCGGAGUGCGGCGCCUGGCCGCCUCCCGUCCCGCAGCAGGAGGGGCAGCAGCAGCAGCAGCAGCAGGCGGGACCUCAGGGGCAGGAGGCGGAGGCCGGGAGCGAGCAGCUGCCGCUGGCGGAUAUCCUAAUGGGCCUGGAGGUGGAGGGCGCGCCCGGCUAUAACGAGGACGGCACCCCCGCGGAGCCGCUGACCCCUGGGUCGGCGGCAGCCUUUGCCGCCAUGUCCCCCGCGCGGGCUCCCUCCAGCCGGCCUGGCAAGCGCGUGCCCAGCGCCUACCGCUCCACGCAGGUUCGCUACCCUGCCGUACUCGCCUCCACGGCUCCCAAGAACCGCUGGGGCUACUUCCGGGCUCUUCAGCGGCUGCUGCCCGCCGCCAACGCCGUACGUCCCGGCCACAUCGCCUUUGGCAGCGGCUACGCGGCCCCCACCGCCGCCAGCAGUGCCGUACUGGGCCCGCAGGCACACCCCCGCCUGCACCACCACCAGCACUCCAUGGGGGCGGCGGCGGUGAAGGCCGCCAAGGCCCUCCAGCGCGAGGCCGAGCGCGAGGCGGCCGCCGCAGUGGCUGCGGAGGCCGCCCCGCUGGUGUCUCGCGGCAGCGGGCUGGACGACGCGAUCGCUGCGGUGCUGCACGCCAACCAGAUCCGGGAGGCCAAGCGGGCGGCGGCGCGGCAGCUGGCGGAGGAGGAGGGGCUGCCCACGGAGACGUGGUGGGACAUCAUGCAGAAACGCAAGAAGGUGGUAUACUUCCAGAAGCUGCUUGAGGCGAUGGCUGACAAGAUGGAAUUCAUCCGGGUGGACCGGGCGGCGAGGACCAUCCAGAAGGCCUGGCGCAUGUUCCGGAAGCAGCGCACACGCAAUGCGAGUGAGGAGAUUGCGCUGCUCCAGAAGGAGCUGGCGCACCGCAAGGCGAUGGAGGCGGCGCUAAGGUUGGCGGCGGAGGCGGCCAUUCGCGACCAGCAGGAGAGGGCCAAGCGCAAGGCGCAGCGCACCGCUCGCCUGGCGGUGCCGGAGGGCUCGGGCGGCGAUGCGGGGGGCGACUCCACGCCGCGGGCUAGCCCCAAGAGCGGCACCUUCAGCCGGGCGACCAGCGCUAGGAACCUGGGCUGGCAGAGCUCCCUGCGCGGCUCCAUGGCGGCGUCCCGCAGCCGCGCCGUCAGCCGGGUUGCGUCGCAGCGGCGGCUGGGGGCGGGCGAGGAGGAGGGUGGCGAGGGGGACGACCCGGCGGCAUCUUUGCCGUAUGGCCAGGAGCAAAACAACUUGUGGGCUAAGAUCCAAGCGCUCAUUGGAACCGACUGGGAUGUGGACGAAGAGAGCUCGGCCAGCAGCAGCAAGAGUGGCGCCAGCAGCAGCAGCAGCAAGGACUCGGACGAGGAAGGCGAAGAGUCGCACGCCUCUGGUCAGGAAACGGCUCGCGAGCGACGGAUACGGCUGCGGAGGGAACGAAAGGAAGCUCGAAAGGCGCGGAAGGCAGCUGCAGCAGAAGCAGGGGAAGCGGAUGGGGAUGAGGGUGCCGAGGCCGGGGCAGUGUCGGAGGCAGCAGCUAGGGGUGCGGGAGGCGGCGGCGGGGAGGGUGGCGAGCCUAAGCGGCGGAGGCGGAGGAGGAGGAAGAAGAAGGGAAAGAAGGAGGAGGAUGGGACGGGUUUGUUGGCGCAAGUGGUGAAGGAGGCGAUCAAGACUGCCAAAGCCCUGGAGAAGGAGGACGAGCAGCAGCGCCGCAAGCGCGUGCGCCGCGGUCGCUCCACCGCCGCCGCCUCCACUGCUGGCGGUGGCGGCGGCCCCAGUCGCGGGGUGAGCAAGGAGCUCCAGGCCGCCCUGGACCGCCAGACCCUGGAGCAGGCGGCCGCCUCCCUGCACAUGACGGUUGAGGCGUACAUCGCGAUGCGCAACCGCAAGCUGGGGAUUGUGACGGGGGGUGCUCCGUGGGAGGCGCCCGCCAUGCCGCAGCAGCUCAUGGGCGUGAGCAGCGGGGAGGUGGAGAUUGGCGAGGAGGAGUUGAAGCGCAUGGAGGAUGAGGCGCGGCGUGAGCUCAUGGAGAAGGCGGCGGCGGACUUCAUGGCCAAGGCGGCAGCGGCGUCCGCCGCCGCCGGUGCUGACGGCAGCCAGCAGGGGGCCGCAGCGGCGCCCACUGACACGUCAGCAACGGCGGCGGCGGCGAUGUGGGGUUCCUCCGCCGCUGCGGCGGCGGUGGGGGGUAUUGGCGCUGGGCUGCUUGCCGGUGAGGAGGGCGAGAGCGCGGAGGAGGCGGCGGCGCGGUUCGCCGCGGCGGUGGCGCCGUCACUUGCGGUUUCGGAGGACGAUGUGUGGAAGCUGGUGAAGCAAAAGGUGAAGCGACGAAUGGAGGAAAAGCACGGGAAGGGUGGCGGCGGCGGAGGCGGUGGUGGUGGCGGAGGCGGGCAAGCGAUGGCGGCGGCGGGGCGGCUGCUCGACGGAGGGUCUGCAGUCGGGAGCAGCGAGGACAGCAGCGAGUAUGAGGAGGAGGAGGAGGAUGGGGAGUGGGAUGAUAGCGAGGAUGAUGAAGAUGACGAUGAAUGGGAGUAUGAAGAGGAGGAGGACGAGGAGGAGAGCAGUGACGCGAGCGGGGGGAGGCGGCGGCGACGCCGCCGCAAGAAGCAGCAGGACGGGAAGGCUGGCGGCGGCACCCGGGGCAGUGGCGGCGGCGGCGGUUCCAAGCAAGGCACUGCGGGGGGCGCUCCGCUGUCGGGAAGUAGAACCGGGACGCCUCAGCAGCAGCAACAGCGGCGCCGCCGUCGUCGGGCCAGGCAUGCACCAGACUCCGGAUCUGAGUACGACACAAUGUCGGAAGAUGAGAUCCGACGCGCCGGACCUGCCGUACAUAAGAAGAUCACGCGCCAGAAGGCUCGAGCGGGUCGCAAACUGCAGGGCUACUACACCCGAAGGCUGCGAACCAAGAGCAUCGCCGCCGCGGCGGCGGAGGCGGCCAUGCAAGCCGAGCGAGCGGCGGCGGCUCGUCGUACGGCGGCGGCGGGGCCGCCGUCCUCCUGGCCUCGCACCUCCCGGCGCCUCGCUGGUCCGGCCUGGCGUCCUGGCGGCGGCGGCCCCAAGCGUUACAUCGCGUCGUACGAAAUACAGCAACGUGGCUUCGUUGCGACGCCGUACCGUCCGCCGCCGCCGCCACGGUUCCCCAUCCGUCCAAGCGUGGCAGCGCGAAUGGCGGCGGAGGCUGCGGCAGCGGCUGCUGGUGGUGGCGGUGGCGAAGGCGCCGCCACCACUGCUGGCGCCGGCGCCGCCGGCGCCGCCGCUGCCCCUCGUUCUCCCUCUCCCACCGUGGUAGAGCGGCUGGGCCCCUACCACCUGAGCCCCGGUGGCCCCUCCCUGUUGUACCGGGAGACGCACCGCUCCAGGUCGCCCUCCCGGCAGCCCGCAGCGUCGCUGCACGCUGCUACCUGGAACAAGGUUGCCGGAGUGCCCGGUGCCAUCUUCACGCAGUACGGCUGGGUCACCGCACCCGCUGCUGCUGCUUCCGUGGAUCCGCCACCUGCCUCCUCCGAACCAGCCCCCGGGGAAGCCGCGGUCCCGUCCUCCCUGCUAGGACCCCAUGUGCCUUCCGGCUCCUCUCCUCGCGCCCAGCAACAACAACACCGCCUCUCCCAGCACCCACAACACCCCCAGCAGGAGCCGCACCAGCAACACGACACGUACCCGCAUCAGCAGCCGUACAUGCAGCCGUACCUCCAACGUCCCCCUCAGCAGCCGCAGCACACCCCGCAGCUGCAGCCCGCACUGCUGGUCGACCCGCCGGAGCAGCGGCAGCUGGCGGAGACGGUGGCGGCGCUGCGGGGGGGCGCGCUGGUGCCGGCGCUGGAGGCGUACUGCAGGCAACUGGGGCUGUCUCCGGAGCCCAGCGGAGGAAUAGUGAUAAGGCACCCCUCAGGUGUCGCUGCCACCGCCUCCACUGCCAUCGCCGCAGCCGCUGCGCACUCUGCCUCCCAUGCUGGCGCCUUCGCCGGCUCCAGACCCCUCCAUGCUGGCCCUUCUUCCUCCUCCUCCCACCAUCCGCCGCACACCUCCUCCUCCAACCACCACGCACGCAUGCAGUCCCUCCUAGCCCCCGCAAGCGAUGCCGCCGGGGCGGGUAGCAGUACGGCAGGCCUGGGUCUGGGGCUUACCGUACGAGGGGCCACACCUGCCAGCCGUGCGCUUGGAUCCGGAUUUGGAUCUGGUGGUAAUGCGGGCAGUGGUGCUUCUCGCUCGUCGUCGCCUUCAGCGACCCGUGGGCCGUCAUUCCUGCUGCAAGCUGGCAAUGCACCCUUGGCGCCGCACCCCCCUGGCCACCCUCCUGUGUCGCGCGGCGGGGCGCGGGGAGCGAGCGGCGUACGACAUAACUCUGCGGGCGCGGCAAGCGGCAGCAGCGGCGGCGCCGUCGCUGCCGCCGUCGCGGAUACGAAUGCCUCGCUGCAUGGGAGCAGCUCCGUCCUCAACACACACCAUCGAACCCAUUCGCAUGGUGCUCUGACGGGUGGCGCGGAAGCAGAUGCCGACGGUGGUAGCUGCGGCGGGGCUCACACCGUCGGCGGCGGCGAGAUGAUGACGGCAGGGGGCCUCCCGACAACCAACCAUGAGGGGGCAGGGCCGGUGUCGGGUUUGUCACCCGCGCGGCACAGGCUGGGAGUGUCGUCGCUGCGGCGGGCGACGUCUUCUAAAGCCAUCGUGGACGGCAGUACGGCAUCGCACGGCAGCAUGGGCGGUACGGCAGCGGCGGCGGCGGCGGCGAUUUCGAGGAGCGGUACGGCAGGGGCGAGCAGUAGUACACGAUUUGCCUCACAACGGGGUUACGUUGAGGCUCCUGCCACUGCCUCCGCCGGCAACGGUGGGGCUGCAGGGGCGGAGGCUGCAAGCUCGCACACAGCAGGAAGAGGAGGAGGAGGAGCGACCGGGUUGUCUUUCGGGCUCCCGUACGACAAAUCCGAAGCCUUCGCCGCGACUGCUGGCGGUGGUGGGAGUGCUGGCGGCAGUGACGGCGGUGCGACGGCGACGUCAGGGCACCCUGCCGCCGGGCUUGCGUUGGAGGCGGCAGGCCAGGCGGGUGCGGGCGCGGGCGCUCCGCUGCAGGGCCAGGCGCUCAAGGUUGCACUAGCCGUCAUCAACACGCAGGCUGUGAAACCAGCGAUCGCGCGGCGACUGUUCCCUUUGGGUCAUGCACGCAUCAUGGACUUCCCUGCGCCCGGCGACAGUGGCGGCAGCAUGGAGGCCAGCGCGGACGGCUCGUCAUCCGCCGCCGCGACCGCCGCAGGGUCUGCGGAGGGCCUUGCGUCCUUUCCUCUCGGGGACAUCAGCAGCAGCAGCAGCGACGGCAGCAGCGACGAGGAAGGCUGGGCUACGGUCUCUGAUGAAGAGGGCGGCGGCGGCGGUGGCUUGGAUGGAGGCCACGAGAGAGCGACGGCGGCGGCAGCGGCAGCGGCUGCCGUCAGCAAGGCCGGCGGCGCUGCCAUCGGCUCGUCACACCUGCCGCUGGCGGGGACGCCGAGUGCUCAGACGCCGCCGCUGCAGCAACAGCGCGUGCAGGUGCGGCUGCCGCUGCAACCCCAGCAGCACCCGCAGCCACCCGCGCAGCAGGGUAUGCAUGGCCGCGCAUUGCCCUCGCGAUCUGGGCACCGAGGCAGCGGCGGUGUGCCGUCAACGUCUGCGACGUCGCCGCCGGCGCUCACCGCCGUUGCGUCGGCUCCCAACUUGGGACCUGUGACGUCCCGCUACUCCGCCUCGGAGCCGGCGCAUGGAAAACACGGCGGCGGCGGCACCUCCGCCGCAGCGGCGCCGCCAGCGGCCUCAUCCACGGUGCGCCAGGAACCCCACCUAGGCGUCAUCGGUACGGCAGCGGCGGCGGCGGCGACGGCAGGCGGGUCUCCCUCGCGGCGAAGUCCUGUAACGUCCGCCACUACCGCCGGUGCAGCGCAGAGGACCGCCCCCGCCACUGCCGCGGCGGCGGCUGCAGCGGCAAUGGCGGUACCGACGACGCCGCUUGUGAAGCCUCUCAAGGCGUCGACGUAUCGGGCAUCGCCCGCACCCGCUGCGCCGCCGCCGCCGAUGUCAGUCCAGGCCCAUACACGUGGGAAUGGGCCAGUGAAGGCGCACGUUGAGCAGACCGGACCCCUGCCUGCGGGGUCGGACCCGGGUGGCUAUGCGGACACGCUUCCGACAGGACAGCCAAUUAUCGACGAGCCGUUAGAUGAUGACGAGGACUCGCGGCAGUUCGACAUUUUGUACGACAUGACUCGUUGGGCUGUGGCGCCGCCACCCACGCCUUGCGACUACAGGCCUGAUGCGGAGCAUAUCAAGAUCACCAUCCGUCGCACGAGCGCCGCCAAGAAACGUGAAGAGAGCGAGCGCCGGGAACGCCAGCGCGCGCGUCUCUUCGGCUCCUACGCUUUCACGUACGGCCGGUCAUUGGGCCAAACGUACGAAAAAGUGCAGUUCCGUCGCCGGGAAGCCAAAGCCCGCGUCGCCAUAACAGUCGCGAAUAGCCCCAUCGCCUCAGCCCUCCGCGCAACUGCACCCGCCGCUAAGGCGCAAACUCGUGCCAAUUGGGGCGCGAGUGACGGCGCAGCGGCGCGAGGCGAUGGACGCAUCGGCGUCCCAGGCGCUGCCAUGGGCGGCGGCUUCCGCCGUCCGCGUCCGUCGACUCGCCUCAGCGGUGCUAGCGGCGGCGGCGGCGGCUCGGGCGACGGCAGCCCCGGCGGCGGCGUUGCUUACAUGUGGCCGUUACGGUACCUGGGAACGCCGCAGGCCGGCGGCGCUGCCGCCCCCGCCUCGCCUAGGAUCCGCGUCCGACCUACGGCAACCUUUGGCUUCGGAGGUACUUAUUACUGGCGGCAACCGGUUAAGCUGGCAUCGCUUGUGCGGAUUCGCCAGGUUGGGAACGGCGGGGUGACUGCGCCGCCGCCGCCGCCGCCGGCGGCGGGGGUGGCAGCGGCCUCGGCUUCCACGGAGGCUUGUGAUCCGGCAGCAGCGCCAGCGGAGGCUGCGACGGCGGUGACGACGAUGCAUGACAACGUUGUGGAUUCACCGCGCACUGCUCACCGCCACCGCCUGGCGAGUGCGACAACGGCAGCAGCGGCGGCGGUGGCGGGGGCUCCGGCGCCGCUGCCUCCGCCGCCGCGGCAGAUCCGGCGCAUGGCGACCCAGGCUAUGCGCCUCCUGGAUGAGCUGGGGUCCGAGAUUGGUCGCAUCGAGGUGGAGAUGAAGGUGCUGCAACGGAGGGCGGAGCUGGAGCGAGCGCAGGAGCAGGAGGAGGAACAGGAGGAGGCGCAGGGGCAGAUGCCUUCUGCAUCUGCGGCGCUGGUGCCGCCCGUCCAACCCCAGCAGCCCCAGCCGCAAGCGCGACAGGAGCAGCACACGGCACAGCAACAGCCACGGCAGCAGCCCCAAUCGGUGUUGCAGCAGCAGCAGCAACCGCAGCUGCAGCUGCCCCGCAACCGCAUCUCGCAGCUCCAACAGCCCCAGCGCCAGCCCACCCUCUUUGCCAUCCAGCUUGUGCCCCCAGCUGGCAUACAAGGUACAAGCAUCAAGAAGCCGCCCACGCAUCCGCCCACAUCCGGGUCAACGCAGCAACAGCAGCAGAGCGGCGGCGGCGGAAGUGGCAGUGGCGGCGGAGGCGUAACUCGACUGGCACUGUCUUCACGUGCUGGUGGUGGUGGUAGCCAUGCGCCAGGGACGGCUGGGGCAGCUAGCAACACCACCAGCAGCAGUGGUGGUGUCAGCAACCGCUACCACUCUGGGACAUUCCUCACCAGCACCAAUACCUCCGCAUUAGGCCCGCCUUCACCGCAGCUGCAACCACCCCAACAGCUGCCGACAGCCCCCGGCCUGCACCGCAGCAGCGACAGCAGCAGCAGCAACAGCAGCGCGGGUAGCGGCGGCGGCAACAGCUCACCGCAGCUUUCCCAGUUAGCUCCUCUGGUAAAGCUGGGGCCCCCAAAGUCAGCGGGCGCGUCAACCGUGGCAAAUGGCAUUCGGCGUGAGCCGCCAUCCUCGUCAACGGACGUCCCGCUGCUCAAGGUGACCUCCCUUGGAUCCAGCGCCUUCUCAAAGCUCGUUCUGGAUCUGCAGCCCCCGGAGGCCUCCGGAUCACCCGCCGGCUCGCCUCAUGGGCUUGACCGCUGGACGUCGCCUCGUGCACCGCACGGGCAUCCGACGCAUGGUACACAACUUGUUAGCACCGGUAGCGGCGGCGGCGGUGGCGGCGGGGGCGGUGUGAGCGACGGUGCCGGCGGCGGCAGCGGGGGCAAUGUUGGUGGCGGCGGAAGCUCCGGCUCGCACCUGCCUGUUGUCCGUACGGCAAGCCGCAGAGGGUCGUUGACCAACGGCGGGCCGUCGUUUGACUGGGCACUUCCUGCCCAGUCGGCGGCUCACUCGGCGGCGGCGGCGGCGGCGGCCGGCGUUACAGGAGGGUCGCCGUCGCCCGGUACGGACGUCGAGCCCGACGCCUUGGAAAGCCGUACAUCGGCGACACGAGCGACGACGACAGCGACGUCAGCAGCGGCGGCGGCGGCGUGGCAGUCGUCUUCGGCGCCCGGGCACAGCAGGUCGUCGGCGCCGUCAUUGUACCACCGCUCGGCGUCGCCGUCAACGAUGUUGCCGAGCAUUUCCGGCGGGUCGGCUCCCCCGCGGCCUCCGACGGAGCUUGGCGGUGGGGUUACCAGCAGCGGCGGCGGUGCGGGCGCGUCACAGGUCGCGGCGGCGGCGCCGGCGGGUCGUGCCGUACAUCCGAACAACAUGCCGAUGAGUUCCAUGGCCGCUGCGGCGGCGGCGGCGGCAGCGGCGGCGCAGCAGCAGCUCCAACAGCAACGAGCACUGCAGCAGCAGGUGUCUAGCGGGCGGGAUGGGAUGCAGCCGCCGCCGCAUUCACCCAAGCCCGCUUGGCUAACUCAGCAGCUUCCGGAGAUAGCACAGUACGGCAAUGCGCCAGUUGGUGGCGGGGUACGGACGUCUACAUCGUACGGCCCUCCCUCGUACAGCACCUCCAGCAUCACCGCCAGUUCCGGUGCCGUACGAAUGGCCUCGACGACCUCCGCCGGCCCGUCAAGCGCCGCCGCACGUGUCUCGCAGUACCAACAGCUUCAGCAACAGCAACAACAACAACCGCCAUCAUCGCCGCCGCACAGUCCCUACCGUAGCUACCCCCGCAUGGAUUUGGGUCUAGGAGCAUGCGGCACCCCUGCCAGCCGCAUUCGCCGCCGGAAGUCCCAUGACGGCCCCUCCGCGCAGUACUACUCGUUCACAAGCGGCGGCGGCGGCGGCGGCGGAGGAGGAGGAGGACUCCUUGGCGGCGGCGCGUCGGCGUACGAUUUGUACGACAGCUACGGCUUUGGCGGCACCCCGCCCGGUUACGUCAGCGUGGAUAGUCUGCUCCUGAACCAUAACCUGUUCAGCGGCACGAGCAGCGGUGGCGGCUCCGCAUCUGCCGGUGGCGGCGGCAGCAGCGGCGGCGGCGGCUCUGGCGGCGGCGGCGGCGGGGGUCCCGCCAGCGGCACGCAGACGCGUUUCGCCAGGGCGCGUCGCAUGAGCGUUGGGAUGUCGAUGGCCCCAAGCAGCGGUGGCGGUGCUGGCGGUGCUGGCGGCGUUACAGUUACAACUGUCGUACCUUGACAAUGCCGUACGACAAGUCCUGUCGUACGACACGUGACGUCUCUUGAAACCCCCGCUCUGACGUUGUAUUGGCAGCUCGUACGGCAUAAUGUCACUAUUGUCGUAUGGACGCGGCACUGGCGUUGUUUGACCUUUGUUCACGGACCUGGAUGGGGCAUUUGUGGUGCUGCUCUGACAGGAAGGUUUCUCGCCAUAUUGCGUACGACAGCACUUGGGGUGUGCUCCUUUGCCAGUGGUUCGUAUGUUCUUGGGACAUUUAUUACUUCCUCCGGCUUCCACUCUUCACUUUUGCGCGUAAUGCACACAUUUCUUGAGCUACCGGUAUUUACACCGAAGUUCCAGCCGACCGUACAUAGGUUUUAAUGUUACAGAUAAUACAGAUUGCGAUUGCGCAAACCUAGGUCUUUUCAAAUAUCCAGAACGCUUCCAUGCAACCCAACAAUGGUACGGCAUGUCGUCAUUCAGUAUUGCGCUGUGACAUGCGCCGUACAUUUGUUGUACGGAUAUUGCUUUUGGCUUCCUGUGUGAGGAGUCCUCAUUACCAGGAUUUGUGGUAGGUACAUUUGGAUUGAGUGUGAGGGGGGCGUGCUGUCUAAGUAUUGCAGUGUGGGCAUAAUAAGCACGACGGCAGGACUGCCAAGUGACACGAGUGAAGGCAGUUUAGCGGUGCGUUGCGCAACAGAGGGAGCAACAGGGCAACAGAGCAAGCUAAGAGGAAGUGUGCUGCUUGCUGAUGUGGCUAUAUACGUGCAUUUCCAGAGCUGCGACGCGUGGGAUUGUCAGGAUGAAUGAAUGAGAGGUUUGGAGUGGUUUCGGGGGCUGCAAGUGCACACUUGCAGGUGGUGUCAACUCUUGUCUAGCGAUCUGGAAAGUGGAAACGGAGGUGGGGAUGCGGUUCUUGCUGUCUUUGGGUCCGUUGCUUGAAGGAUCGAUUCCCUCAGGCAGUUCCUGUGCUGUGGUUCACUAGCUGCAUUACUAACACGUGUCGCCGUAGCAGUGCACCCUGUCCUAACCGUGUUUGAAACCGUUGUUGCUCAGGAAUGCGCUGCGAACAGCACGAUGGCCAGCACAUAUUCACGUAAACGCAUGCCGGCAAUCAUUGUUCAUAUUGCAUGACCACGCGUACGCUGUAAAAAAACGGCUUUUC